Cynara cardunculus var. scolymus (artichoke) is the source of this 1794-nucleotide messenger RNA. RefSeq lists its product as uncharacterized. The transcript has 5 exons. Lineage: Eukaryota; Viridiplantae; Streptophyta; Magnoliopsida; Asterales; Asteraceae. Gene Ontology annotation, biological process: DNA integration. Gene Ontology annotation, molecular function: nucleic acid binding. The record is from RefSeq and is a predicted model, not a curated record. The coding region runs from base 1 to 1794 and encodes 597 amino acids.
AUGCCGAUAAAUUUUGAGGAAUUUCAUGGAUCACCAAUUGGCGGUCCUAGGGGAGAAUAUCGGACGUAUCAACGUAUUGGAUCGGAGGUUUUUUGGGUGGGAAUGAAGAAAGACAUAGUGGAAAUGGUUAAAAAUUGUGAGGUGUGUCAGAGGAAUAAAAAUCUGAGCGGCAGUCCGGCUCGCCUUUUGCAACCUUUAUCUUUACCAGAUAAAGUUUGGGAUGAGAUUUUUAUCCGAUCAAACGGUAUGAGUUCGAUCAUGGUAGUGGUAGACAGGCUCAGCAAAUACGAUCACUUUGUUAGGUUAAAACACCCUUUUAAUGUUCAAACGGUGGCCGAAGCAUUCAUAAAAAAUAUAGUAAGAUUGCACGGGGUUCCUCGGUCGGUGAUUUCGGAUCGAGACAAGGUGUUCCUUAGUCGAUUUUGGAAGGAGUUGUUCCGUUUGCAAGGAACGAAGUUGAAGUUCAGUUCGACGUACCAUCCGCAGUCAGACGGUCAGACCGAGGUAGUGAAUCAUUGCUUGGAGCAAUACUUGAGAUGUUGGGUGUCAUCUACACCUAAACAAUGGUGCAAAUGGCUCCCAUGGGUUGAACUUUCAUAUAAUACCUCUUUUCAUACGGCCCUUAAAGUGUCUCCUUUUAAGGUGUUCUAUGGAAGAGAUCCUCCUCCUUUACUCCAUUAUAAAGCAAACUCAUCGAGGGUACAAUCGGUAGACCAAGAGUUGACUGAUAGAGAAGAAAUGCUUGAUGAAGUGAAAUUGCACUUGCUGAAAGCUCAAUUUCGUAUGAAACAGUAUGCUGAUUUGAAGCGAAAAGAAGUAGAGUUUGUGGUACGAGAUUGGGUUUUCCUGAAGUUGCGUCCUUAUAUACAGAAAUUGCCGGUAAUGGGGAAUAGUCUUAAACUUCUGUCUCGUUUUUAUGGUCCGUAUAAAAUGCUGGAAAAGAUUGGGAGUGUGGCGUAUCGUUUGGAUCUACCGAGUUCAGUGAAGAUUCAUCCGAUUUCGGACGAAUUGGUGUUACAAGCUGUUCCGGAAGACAUUUUGGAUGUAAGACAAAUACCAAAUGGUGAUGUGGGUCAAGUUGAGGUUUUGGUAAAAUGGGAAGGAAUGUCGGAUUUUGAAGCUUCUUGGGAGAAUUUCGAGGCACUUCUUCAACAAUUUCCUAAUUGUCACAUUGAGGACAAGGAUAUUUUGGAAAACAGAAAGAUGGCUAACGGUGAUGAAGCUAGUCACACCCCAUGUAACGACAAUAUAGGAGAAAAUGCUCCACACCUGGAGAUUUAUGAUGAUGAGGCACCGAUGUCUCCUCGAAGCGAACGUAAGGAGAAAGAAACGGGUGACACCUCAAAACCCAAAACCGAUCGAGUCCCUUUUAAAACCUUUCGUGGUAGCGGUGCUACUGAGUUCUUUGGGAAGGUUGAUCCAUUGGAGGCACGUGAAUGGAUAUUGAAUACUGAGAAGGUCUUUCGCAUCAGCCGAGUGCUAUGUGAUGAUAAAGUGAAUUAUCUCACGACCAUGUUCAAAAGUAGGGCCUUGAUAUGGUGGAAUGCUACUUUUGCAGCCUUAGGUGAAACUGAAAAAGAAGGUAUGCCUUGGGAGUCUUUCAAAACUCGUUUUAACAAGCAAUAUUGUCUAAUUGAUCUACAAGAACGAUUGGAGAAGGUGUUUCUUGAUCUUAAUCAAGGAAAGAUGUCAGUGGUGGACUACGGGAUCGAGUUCAAUCAUAAAGCACAGUUUGCCACACGUUUCUUGACUACAGAACAUGAACGUGUAGACCAAUUUAUAGACGGAUUGUGA